UGAUUGCAGCAUGGCGGUUGUUUCGGACCUUGCCAAUGGAGAUGGAGGAGCACCUGCAACGGUUUCUUCCAGGAAUUUCAUUGUGAGACUGAUAUUGCCGGGUUUGCUGCAGGGCAAGGCUCAAACUUUUGUGACGCCCAUGUUGCCAAUCUUUGUGGCAGUCGACUUGGCAGGGUCGCACAGCAUGGUGGGCAUCAUCGCUUCAUCGUAUCCAAUCUCCACAUUCAUCUUUUCUCCGGCUGUUGGCGUAAUGAUGAAACAUUUGCACAAUUCUUUGGCUUCGUGCUUGGCAUUGGGAGUGCUGGUGGCCACGGCCGUGUUGUCAUUCGCAGCCCAAUCCGUUUAUGUCCUACUGGUCAUCCGCAUGAUUGGCGGCAUUGGCAACACAUCUUUCGAUAUCUCACAGAAGGCGUACAUGGCUGCAGAGGUUCCUCCUGGAAUCCGCGGCCGGAUCACUGCGCAGAUCGCAGGGGCCCAGAAGUGGGCCAUCAUGAUCGCCGCUUUACUCAGCGGAGUUGUGGCGGAACACCUGGCCACGCGAAGUAUUUUCCUUGUUCAGGCAUCCUUGUCCUUCACUGCCAUGCUUCUCAUCGCAUCCCACAGUCUCUACCUGAGACGAAAAAGUGCGGAUUUGGAUGGCGAUGGUGAAGCACUGACCGCCUCAGCGCCUGCAAAUGUCCCCUUGAUGAGGGUCUUGAGGGAUCACUGGCGUGGAUUGCUGGGAGCUGGUUUGUAUUGCGCCAUGCUGAAUGGCAUACGAAAUACGUGGAUGGUGGCAUUGCCACUGCGAGGACACCAUAUUGGUUUGAGCAAGCUGGGCAUCGGAGCUAGUGUAGCGUGGUACCGGGCAUGUGAUGCUACUGUCACUACUAUUGCUGCAGGCCAUAUCAUGGACAAGUAUGGUCUGAAGGCUGCCGCGAUACCAUCCAUGCUGUUGAUGGGUAUCGCAUUCUCAUUGCUGAGCGCGGUGAAAGGAUCUUGGUCCCUGGCAGCAGUCGCCUUGGUCUUUGGUGUUGGGAAUGGUUUUUGUGGCGGGAUUCUGAAUGCUUUCGCAACUGGACUUGCACCCAAAAAUGCUCGCACUCAGUUCUUAGGUCUCUGGAAGACCGUGACUUCGAUUGGUGGCAUUUGCGUGCCGCCCCUUUUUGGCAUGGUCUCUGAUGCGUCAAAUCUAGAUUUGGCUGGAUAUUUUGCCUCAGGCGCUGCUUUGUGUACCUUACUAUGGGCAGUCUUCGCGGUGCAAGAUGUAUCCAAAGAGGCACCGCCUGAUUCUGAAGUGUCUCAAAGAGAGCAAAUUUCAGUUUCGUUGGCGCACAAUCCAUCGCCAGCAUGAUCCGUUGCCAAUUCAUUUAGCAUCAAACAUUCUGAUUCAUUCUCACCAUCAUUUUCCAGCCCAAAAAUGUGGCAGUGUGGAAGUUCCUCGACACUUGGCCCAAUUGCAGGGUGCACUCAUCAUUGCGAUGGGAUCACCCAGUAAGUUCUAGUAUUAGUAUGUUGUACUUUCUCAUCACCGUGAUGUC
Molecule: messenger RNA, 1520 nt
Organism: Cladocopium goreaui
Lineage: Eukaryota; Dinophyceae; Suessiales; Symbiodiniaceae
Source: the annotation of a GenBank genome assembly